Molecule: messenger RNA, 1691 nt
Organism: Chinchilla lanigera (long-tailed chinchilla)
Lineage: Eukaryota; Metazoa; Chordata; Mammalia; Rodentia; Chinchillidae
Gene: B3galt6
Product: UDP-Gal:betaGal beta 1,3-galactosyltransferase polypeptide 6
Biological process (GO): glycosaminoglycan biosynthetic process
Cellular component (GO): membrane
Molecular function (GO): UDP-galactosyltransferase activity
Source: RefSeq, a predicted model, not a curated record
AGGCCAGUGAGAAGGGCGUUCGCGAGCACGUGAUAGCCGGUUUCGGCCCCGGCCUUGCCGCCGCUGGUACCCCGCCGGAUCACAACGCCCCCGGUUCGCUGCCUCGGGCUCCACUCACCGCCCAGGCAGGGAGCCCCCUCGAACGCAGUCGUGCGCACGCGCCAUGCGCACGCACCGCCCUAUCGCGCCCGCGCACUCGACACGCGCCCGCCCACGAUGAAGCUGCUUCGGCGCGCGUGGCGGCGCCGAACGGCGCUUGUCCUCGGCGGCCUUGCGUUAGGCGGUGCCGCCCUGCUGUAUUUGGCGCGCUGCCGCCGUGGGCACGGGCGGCCUGGGCGCCGAGGAGCGCCGCGCCUUGGAGCGCGAGCAGGCGCGGCACGGCGAUCUGCUGCUGCUGCCCUCGCUGCGCGACGCCUAUGAGAACCUCACGGCCAAGGUGCUGGCCAUGUUGGCCUGGCUGGACGAGCACGUGGCCUUCGAGUUCGUGCUCAAAGCAGACGACGACACGUUCGCGCGGCUGGACGCCCUGGUAGACGAGUUGCGCGCGCGCCAGCCUGCGCGCCGCCGCCGCCUCUACUGGGGCUUCUUUUCCGGCCGCGGUCGCGUGAAGCCGGCGGGGCGCUGGCGCGAGGCUGCCUGGCAACUGUGCGACUACUACCUGCCCUAUGCACUAGGCGGCGGCUACGUGCUGUCGGCCGACCUGGUGCGCUACCUGCGCCGCAGCCGGGAGUACCUGCGCGAGUGGCACAGUGAGGACGUGUCCCUGGGCGCCUGGCUGGCACCCGUGGACGUGCAGCGCGAGCACGACCCGCGCUUCGACACUGAGUACAAGUCCCGCGGCUGCAACAACAAGUACCUGGUGACACACAAGCAGAGCCCGGAGGACAUGCUGGAGAAGCAGCGCUCGCUGCUGCGCGACGGCCGGCUGUGCGCGCGCGAGGUGCAGCUGCGCCUCUCCUAUGAGUACGACUGGUCUGCGCCUCCCUCGCAGUGCUGCCAGCGGAAGGAGGGCAUCCCCUGACCCAGCCGGAGGAAGCCUGACAGGGCCGGGUGGAUAGCAAGCCGCCUGGACAGCUUCGAGGCCCUGGCUGGGAGUCUGCUUCGGCCCAGGAACACUGUGGGUGUCAGACCAGCUGCCACGCGCUGACCCGUUGUAGUCAGCAGGAACCUGGCCUGUGGUACUUGCCUGCCACGGGGACCUAGUAUCCCCCCUACCUGCCUCAGCGACUGCACUCCAGGGCUCACUGCCCACCUGGACCGCUGAGGCCAGCUGGGGACAGAGCCACCUGCAGGUCCCUGCACUAAACCUGCCCAUGUGGCCACACAAGGGACUUUGGCCAAAACUGCCUUUGUACCUUUUGGUCAGAUUAAGAUUCUUCGUGUCUCUCUGGUCGGUGUCAUUAGUGAUGUUUAAGUCUGAGAAAUGAGUCGGUUUCACAUUGAUUAGCUUUGGUGGCAUUGUGGUUUGUCUGCUAGAGUGAGUUCAUGGUAAAUAUAACUCAGUGUUUGCGUCCUAUUUAUAAAUACUGAAAUUUGUGUAGGUAAGCUUUAAGGUGGGAGUGUCCAGGUAUUUUUUAAAUUAUUUAAGAAAAGAUUUUCCUAUCAGAACUUGGAAUUUGUGGGUUAAUCCGCCAACAGCUUAAUUGUCUGACCCUGCUGCUGUGUGUUUAAACAUGAAGAAUUUUCCCAUU